Messenger RNA from Rana temporaria (common frog), 2557 nucleotides. It is a transcript of the gene RNF152, whose product is annotated as ring finger protein 152. Gene Ontology annotation, biological process: protein polyubiquitination; negative regulation of TORC1 signaling; positive regulation of autophagy. Gene Ontology annotation, cellular component: lysosome. The coding region runs from base 419 to 1030 and encodes 203 amino acids. The transcript has 2 exons. The record is from RefSeq and is a predicted model, not a curated record. Lineage: Eukaryota; Metazoa; Chordata; Amphibia; Anura; Ranidae. Gene Ontology annotation, molecular function: ubiquitin protein ligase activity.
GGUGUGGUUGACGAAUGCAUUGAAGAUUCCACCCACUUGUAGAAAAGAAGUCUUUAUGUAAACUAGGUCAUCGCAUAGAGAGGAUCGCUUGUCGGAAAGGUAACCUCCAUCUACUUGUGUGUACGGAGCCUGGAGCUGGCAGAAGUUCAGAAGAGGGGGGGAAAUCAAGCAACACCCCUUCCUCUCUCCCUAAUCUGGAUGGUGGAGAAGAAGGGAUCAGCCCAGACACAAACAAUCGGCUGCGAGCUGUCAGUGCGAGGAGUCCUGUCCAGCGGUGGGGAGCAGCAGGAGCACCCCCUCGCGAUCAGGUUCUGAAGAUUUUGAUACUUUUACAUAAGUGCUAAGUGGCUUAGUGAAAUAGAAAACUGCACUGCUUUUACUUAAGCAUACGAAACCAAGGAAUUAAGCCAAGUCUAUCAUGGAAACUCUGUCCCAGGAUUCUCUGUUAGAGUGCCAAAUUUGUUUCAAUUAUUACAGUCCUCGAAGAAGGCCAAAAUUACUUGAUUGCAAGCAUACGUGCUGUUCGGUUUGCCUGCAGCAAAUGAGGGCUAGCCAGAAAGACCUUAGAUGUCCUUGGUGCCGAGGUGUUACAAGGUUACCUCCUGGAUAUUCUGUGUCCCAGCUACCUGACGAUCCAGAUGUAGUAGCAGUCAUUACGAUUCCUCAUACUUCAGAAAACACCCCAGUCUUUAUUAAAUUGCCAAGCAAUGGAUGCUAUAUGUGGCCACUUCCUGUCACCAAAGAAAGAGCUCUGUUGCCUGGUGAUAUAGGUUGCCGAUUACUACCAGGAAAUCAGCAAAAACCAGUCACCCUGGUGACCAUGCCAAUGGAACAGCAAUCCCUACACGAUUCUAUGGCACAGGAUAUUGCAGAGGAGGAACAUGAGAGAAGGGGUGUUGUGAAAAGUUCAACCUGGUCUGGAGUUUGCACUGUCAUUUUGGUAGCAUGUGUUCUGGUCUUCCUACUUGGAAUUGUCCUGCACAACAUGUCCUGUAUCUCUAAGCGCUUCACUGUCAUUUCAUGUGGUUGAAAUGGAUUCUUCCUAUACUCUUUGCCACAUAUAUGUUAUAAAAAAUAAAAGCAUAUACAGAAGCAUUGUAUUAUGAAACAAAUAUCAACUGCAACAGGGUGGGAACUUGUUAACUUCUGGAGUUCUGGGGCACAAGAGAGAGACGUCCCAGCUUUCCCCUCUAACAGUUUGGUUAGAGUUAAUGAAGAUUGCAUGCACAGUCAUCAUUCCUUCUUAAACGGGACAUGUAUGGUACAUUUGACUGUAGGGUAGUACGAUGACUUCUUAGCUCAUUGUGGUAUGGCCAUAUCCACCAGACAUUGAUCAAGCAACUUUUUCCUUGAGAUUUAGUUCAACAUGAGUAUAAUUAGCAGUUCUUUUGUAAAUCUGAAGGACGGAGAAAGUCAGUAGAGGGAACGCUAAGUCAUUAUAACGAAAACAAAGCAGAUAUUAAAACAAGCCGUUCUUUUCCUUAGUGAGUACAUUAACAAUCUGUAUCUGCAUACAUCUCAGGUCUCCUUUUACUGACAUGGCUGUUAUAGGAACAUAAUGUUUUUUGUGGUACGUUAAACAUUGUACUGCCUUCAAUUGAUUGUCACAUAUUAUCAAUAUCCUGCAUUUUUUCAGGUGCCUAUAAAACAGAUGAGGCUGAAUGUACUAUAUGUAAGGUUAAGGUUUCAGACUUAUCUGUGUGGUGCAAGUAAAACACGGUGGUACAUGUCUUACACAUGGUGAUCAGGGAUGACGCAAACUCCUCUUCUUGCAAUACAGAUGAUAUUGAAGAAAAAUAUAAUACUUGGUGGAUCUUGGCACUUCUUAAUUAUUGCCAAGAAGUGUUAUGUGGAGCAAGGCUUUGUUAUUAAAUAUAGAGACCAUAUUCAAUCAGAACGAUGUAACAUCUUGUUGUAAAAUUGUAAAACUUUUUUGCAUUCCAAAAAAAACCCUGAAUACUUUUAUUUUGUCAAAUGUCACAUUUCUAAAGCAAUCUGUAUGUAAUAAAAAAUUGUUGGGUGUCUUUCGGUUGUCUGGUUUAACUUAAAAACCUAUCUUGACAACUAAAAGAGAUGUGUGAUGAGUAUCAAAGGUCAUGUUUCUGCAAUUUAGCAACAAAGCAAGAGAACGUAAUGAUAGUUUAUGGAUGGAUGAGUAGUAAUUAUUAUGCUAUUAUUUGUAUGGCAUUGUCUUUGUGAAGCUGCCCCAUCGAUAAAAUACGAUUUAAAGUUGUGGGUUAUAAAAAUAGAUGAACUGUCAACAUUACAACUUCCAUUUUGUUUUUUGUUUUAAAUAUUUUCUGACACAUUUUUAUUGCAGAUUAUUUACAGCUGUAAAAAAAUGUGACCGAUCCUUUUUUCAUUUUUUUUUUCUUCUGCAUUUUUUUUUCUUCAGUUAUAUCUCUGUAUAUACUUAAGAUGAUAGAAUAAUUAAACAUACAUUUGCAUAUUUUUUACCUGUAUGGGUUACAUAAAAGUGUAAAUACAGUAUUAAGUUUUCUUACAAUAAAAUCAGUGAAAAUUGCUACGGAGCUUAAAUAAAUGGAAGAUUUCUGGU